This is a messenger RNA of Teleopsis dalmanni, 3433 nucleotides long. RefSeq lists its product as uncharacterized. Lineage: Eukaryota; Metazoa; Arthropoda; Insecta; Diptera; Diopsidae. The coding region runs from base 1 to 3051 and encodes 1016 amino acids. The transcript is spliced from 3 exons. The record is from RefSeq and is a predicted model, not a curated record.
AUGAAAACGAAACUGGCUUGUCCAUGUCUAAAAGAGUUUGACGGCAUGCAAAAUCGAACGUAUGUAUCGCAUAGGAUACUACUAGUUGUCACAUUCAUAAUUUUCUUGCAAUGGACGGUUUGUUAUUCCCAAGCACCUGUAGAACACCUUGUACCUCCGCCGUUGCCUGUGCCGCAACGGUUAACACAUGCAAAUGUACCAGCGUUCAAUCCUAACAAAACACAUCCAAUACAGUCACAAACUGCUAUAGUUAAUGACAGUAGUCAGUCGGUUGAGCAGUCAGGAUUCAUGAAUCGCGUAGCGCGUUGGUUUGGUUAUGGUCCUGAUGCUGUAAUACGAGAACAACAAUUGACGUCCAGUUCCCAGCAGCAACCACAAUAUGCACAUAGGAAUUUAGCCAGCAAGCAAUCAUACUACUAUCCGAAGCCCAAUCCAGCAGCACCAAAUGAAGAUAUUAAAUGUAAUUUGUGUAACAAAUAUCCAUGGGUACCAAUGCUAGCACCAAGUGUUCAAUAUCCCUUAAUACAUACACCUGGACAAAAUGUCCCACAUGUACCUUGGGUACAGAACCUUCAGAACUUAGAUGCACAAGCUACUCAAAAACAUGUGUUUAAACAACAAUUACCAAACCAUUCCAUAUUUAACGGAAUACUUCAACAACACGUUCAGUCACAACAGUCACCACCAGUGAAGCAACGCGCUGUGCAAUUCAACUUUCCAAUCUCCAAUUUCUAUCAAUACCACCAGCCUUCUCAUCAAAACCCAGCACCAAUUUUACACUCAAUUAAAUCAGUACAGAAUGUCAAGCUUCCAGCCAUACCUUCUUUUCAACCAAUACCUAUACCUAAUUUGAGCGAAGCUGCCCAACCGCCUAUAUAUAAUGCCCAAAACUUUAAACUUUCGCACCCAACUAUUCCUUCACACCUGACUACUCAAUCCCUUCCUACUACGGAAAUCGCACAUUUUUCUGAAAACAUUGGAGCACAUUCGGAAUUACAACCAGACACGAUCAUACCCACUCAAGUUCCUCCGUCUACAAAUGCUGAUGACGUCGGUUUCGAAAUAAUUAAGAGUCACCAAAUAACUGAUUUUGUGUCUUCUGUUGAGUAUCCCGCUACUUUUGUUCAAUCCCACGCAAUCGAUGUUGGCUUAGAAGAAAGCGCAAACUCAAAACACACUACAACUACACCUAUCAAAAUUCUAAACUAUCAAAAUCAAUAUUUAGAUACAAGGCUCAAUAACCAUUUACCGGGAUCACAGAUACUUACAGACCUUGGUGGUUUUUCAGAAUCUCAAGCAAAUCAGAAUUCAGAUUUUGCUACUCAAUCAUAUGAACAAACCACAACAACAAGUAUUCCGCGAACUACACAAUUCCUGGAACAGCUAGCUAAUGCCCACAACCAACAUGUUCAGCAUACGCAAGACGUAAAAACCGCUGACAACUAUCCAUCUGCUUCCUCCCACAAUCUAACAACAAUUUUGCAAAGUAAUAACUUAGUGGAAUGGCAAGUGCAACCUGAUGAACUAUUUUACAGAACAACGCCUGCACCAAGCAUACCAACAGAAGUAUUUACGGAAAGUAUUCUCAAAACCGAAACACCUGAAAAUGAGUAUUUUCAAAAACAACAACAGCGUGGUCGUGUAUUUUUACAACAAAAAGAACACGAGGAACCAAUAUUUUUAAACCGUGACCGCUUAACACCAAAAAGACUAUUAAAUGCUCCAAUUCAGUAUCCACAGUUAGGUAACAAUCCGCCCCGUCCAUUCACUCGGGACCCAAGUGAUCUCAAUUUUAGAUUGGGAUCAAUAAAUCAAGCAUCCAAUGAGUUUCAUUAUCCGAAUCAUGCCUAUGCUCUAGGAACAUCUACAGCAGCUCCCCCACUAGUAGUUUCGGCAGCUGCACCUACACCGACGUCAACAUACAGUGCUAUAGAUGCCAGUGGUCAUUAUGCAGGGAUGUCUCCACCGCCACCUAGACCUGCAGCAACUAAAACAAACGUGCAUCAAAUAGUCAUACCUUACACAACAAAGAAUCGUCCGAGACCAUUUCAGCCAGUACGCACUGUAGAGAGUACUAGUCCAAUUUCACCUUGGCGAAAUGGUGUAGAUUAUCAUGAACAGCAAGAGUCUCAAGUAGUCAGCUCAGCUACGGAGAUACCUGAAACAACACGCCGCUCGAACAAAUAUUUAACAAAAAUUCUAGCUUCGAAUUUAAGAGAGCUUUUAAAACGUGAACAUGACACAAAAAAUAAAUCACAUUCCAACGGAUUUGAUUUGAGAAAAUUGCAAAAGAAUAUCGACGAUUGGACCGAGCAGGAAUACACAUCACUCUCUCACCGCCCAAGCACACCUACAAUACGUGGGCGCUCCAAACAUAUUCCAACAGAAUAUUUAACAACGACUACGCCAACACCAAAGCAAACAAAAACCGCAACUCAAUUUAAUUCAGGCGAACUGACUUCGUCUAUUAACAAUUUGGAACCUCUCGCAAUUGACCAAGGUUCAAGAAGAUAUAAACCAAUUGACGACAACAGUCUAGCUGAUUUUUAUGACUCUGAAGUUUUGAUAAGCACUAAAAGUUCUAAAUUUAAACACUUUACGCAAACAUCAUGGACAACUAUGGCGGUUUCAACAAUACCAGAAACAUCAACAGCUACAAUACCUAUCCACCUACACACAUAUCAGAAUAAGGAACCAAAAGAACUUUGGCAAAAAGGUAAAAUUUCAAUAUCUCCACAAACGAACGAAAAAGUUUACGUUGUUACUCCACAACCACGAUUUUUUCCACAACGAUUUGUAACGACAUCAGAAACCCCAGAAGUCAAUGAACCGGAAAGUGUGAAUAUUUCAAAAAAGCCAAGGUUCUUGGUGAGGCCAACACCUGGAGAUCAUACAAGUAUUGGUGGUAGUCAAAGGACAACAAAUGUAACACACGCAUUUCACAGCCCUACGGAAUUGUUUGGCUUAAUGGGACUUUCAGCAUUUGUGUCUUCUGAACCAGUUGAAAUAAUCGACGGCAACUCAAAAGUAAAUCAUUCUCAAAGAAAAUAGUCAAUCAAACCGAUAUUAAAUGCUUCUUUUCGUACACUCACACAUAUACACAAUUACAAACACAUGAAUAUAUAAAACACACCCACCUACUAUUCAUCCAACAUUUUGUUAGGUCCUCAACAUCGUUACACCACCUACAAACAGCAAUGAUGACUUAAGGAAAAUAGACACUCAGGCACCUAAACUACCAAAGUCCACAAUGUCGCCUUCACCGAGGUAAACGACUCUAACAACAGGAAAUGUCAAGCUAACAAAGAUUAGGAGAAUCAGGACCGAAGAGGAGAGAAUAAUUAAGACGCCUUUUGUAAAAUAAUUUCUUAAAAUUUAUAGAUUAAAGAGCUUUACGAAACUAGUUUAAGUCUAAAAUUAAGGAAGUACUUGU